AUUAGUUUUACCACAGAGACGGACCAAAUCACAAGCUGUAUCAAAACAAAUAUUUUCAUCUCGGAAACAUCUCGUUCUGUUGCACUAGGGAAGUGUGAUAGUCAUUAUGAGUUCAAAGGUUAUUAUUUAGAUUACAUAAAGAGAUACUCAAUGCUAGAACAAAUCUAAGUGCUAGUAUUUUAUCCCUGUAAUGACAUUAUUUGUUUACUUCUAUAUGAAAGAAAUAGGAAUAUAAUAUUGUAUUUUGAACAUUGGGAAGCGAAACAUGCAAUCAAGAUGUUACUGAAGUCCCAUUUCUAUUUCUACUGGUUGACAAUGCUACUUCUAGUUCACUGCUUACAUCUUGACAUCUUCCCGCCCAAGAUUGAUCCAGGAGUGACUGAUAGCUUGCUCAUCAACUGUUCUCUGCCUUCCACAAAAUUAUCUGGCAUGAUGACACUAUCGUCUCUGACAUUGUUCAAAUCAUUUGAUAACGAUUCUCAAUUAAUCGAACUUUGCUCAGUUAGCUCAAAUACCGGCUACAAGGAUCAUAACGCAGGGGAUGGUACAGGUAAUGGAGUCAUCAACAGUAAGGAUGGAUCCUAUUUAAGCCUAAUAUGGUUAUUUCCUAACCAACACAUGAUUGGUCAUUAUAAAUGCCAAGCUGAUGGUAUAAGUCCUGCAUGGAAAAAGAUAACUGUAACAUCAAGGGCUUCAGUGUCUGGACAUGACAUGUCUGUAAGUAAUUUGAGUGACCAACUUAGAUUGGUGCAGCUUGAAAAUGUAAGAAACAAAAAUCUGAUUGAGCAAUUCAUAGAAAGUAUAACCAAACAUGAAACAAUACUUGAGGAAAUAAAAAGUAACUUAACGGAUUUACAAACACGACAUGUUAAUAUGAAUAGAGAACUUAAGAAUUUUCAAAAUGAUAGAUUAGAAUCACUUGAAACUUUGUUUUAUAAGUCAAGUCCUUAUGAAGGACGACACUAUUACUUAACUAAAGAGUUGGUGACCUUUACUGCAACAUCAGCUCAAGCGACGUGUCAGUUGUAUGGAGGUUACCUGGCAGAGAUAGACAGCAGUGAAGAGUUAAAUUUUGUUAGGACUUUUGUGAACAGAUACAACAACUUAAAUACAGUCUGGAUAUCCGGCUCUGAUGAGGACAUUGAAGGUCUCUGGAUUCAUCCUCGCACUAAAGCAACAAUUAAAUAUUUCAACUGGCCUCCGUCUGAACCUGAUGGGGGAAGAAGCCAAAAUUGCCUUUGUCUACAACGCAGUUACAACUGGUUAAUAUCGUCUGGAGGUUGUAUUGCUCAAGAUCUGGGCUUAAGUUUAGCUUAUCUCUGUGAGGUUUAUGAAAAAAAUGUUGAUCAAUUAAAACACCAAUUGAUAACAAAAACAUUAUUUUUGCCUUUUAUUGUUUUCUGUUAUAUAUAUAUAUAUAUAUAUAUAUAUAUAUUGUUAUAAACCUGGUGGUGGCACAGAGGGGGGUAGUGGUGUGUGUGUAGUCAGCCGACGCAAAUCGCCCCAGGCCAGCGCUAGACGAGCGGUCAACCGUGACGAGUUAAGACGGUCAGCCGACGGUUCAGUGCGGAGUACUGUCAAGUACAGUUGAGACGACUGGCGUCUUGAUCUUGGUCUGCGAUCGAGUCCGACACAAGGAGCCUAGUGUGUGAAGUCAGUCCUGAACUGUUGAACUAAGUGCAAGCCCGGAACGAGACGUAGAGGCCAGUGCAAGAGUUGAUACGGCGGUACGGUGUUAUCGGAGAGAUAUUUGUACGGUCUUGUGUUACGUGCUGCCAAUUG
Biomphalaria glabrata is the source of this 1782-nucleotide messenger RNA. Its product is annotated as C-type lectin domain family 3 member A-like. Lineage: Eukaryota; Metazoa; Mollusca; Gastropoda; Planorbidae. The transcript has 3 exons. The coding region runs from base 277 to 1443 and encodes 388 amino acids. The record is from RefSeq and is a predicted model, not a curated record. Gene Ontology annotation, molecular function: signaling receptor activity.